AUGAUGGUAUACAGUACGUCUUGUCGCAACCCUUCCUCCUCCUUUAGAUUUGAUGGAUAUGUCCGAUUGGACAGCACUGAUUUGGAUGCUACAGAGGGCAACGCCUACACUGUCGGCCGCAGCAGCGAGACCAGCAACCUCUACAGCGAGGAAGACGCCUCGAUGGAUUCGCUGGAUACUUUCAGCCCACUGGACACGACUGGAUUUAUCGCCAUCCAGGCCAUCCGACUGAAGAAGUACGGUGAGGCCAAGAUUGCUUCGGGCAAUUCUCUAGUCUAA
This is a messenger RNA of Clonostachys solani, 279 nucleotides long. Lineage: Eukaryota; Fungi; Ascomycota; Sordariomycetes; Hypocreales; Bionectriaceae. The record is from the annotation of a GenBank genome assembly.